Molecule: messenger RNA, 927 nt
Organism: Saccoglossus kowalevskii
Lineage: Eukaryota; Metazoa; Hemichordata; Enteropneusta; Harrimaniidae
Cellular component (GO): trans-Golgi network
Source: RefSeq, a predicted model, not a curated record
UACAAUCCAUGCACUGCAAUGAGACUUGGGACUUCUUGUGACGGUGUUGCUGCAUGUCAGCAUGUUCAUGAUUCGUUGUAUAAUCUUGGAACUCAGGAUUCUGUAGAGUAUUCCGUACCAUCAUUAGGGACUGUGGUACUAACAUAUAAAGAAGAGGUCACCACUGAUAAAAGAUCUUCUAUAGUGACUUAUAAAUGUAAUUGUGAUGCUGAUUCACCUAUCCUACUAGCUUUGGGAGAAACAUCACCCUUGAAAUAUGAAUAUAAAAUCACCUCAAUGCACGCAUGCGUUCAAGCUUGCCCACCGAAAGAAGCUUUGAGUACUGGAGGAAUACUAUGCAUUAUAUUUUUUGUUUUAGUUUUUGUUUACUUUGUUGGUGGAAUUUUGAUUAAUAAAUUUGUUCUGAAGCGUGAGAACGGAAGAGACUUGAUUCCUAAUGUUGAGUUCUGGUCAGACUUGCCCUACCUGAUAAAGGAUGGUUUCCUGUUUGCUAUAAGUCCAUGUAAGAAGCAGAAUGCGUAUGAUCAAAUAUAGGAAUGCCGCAUAGAAAGAAUACACAAUUUGGGGAGAAGAUUAUGGAGGACUUUAAGCAUGAAUACAGCUAAACAGACAUUUCUAGUUUUGUAUUUUCUAACGAAUGAACAGUAUAACGAUAAACAACAUUUUGGUAGAUAAGAGUUUCUUUUUAAAAUGUAAUACUUUAUACAAUUUUCAACUAAGAGGGCUGUAUAUGAAUGUAAUCGUGUAGAAAUUUGGUGAAAUACUGUCUGUAAUUGGAACAUGUAUGCAAAUUGAUUUUUUACAGGCAUUUCAUGCAUUUCUAAUGAUAGAUAUCUGGUAUUGGUAAUGUCUCUAUGGCAACACGAAAACUCCAAAAUACAUUAAACCUAGAGUAAUUUCACAAAAAAUUUGUGCAGAAAACAAAAA